AUGUCCAGCCAAGAAGCCACACUAUACACAACGUCGUCGGGUUCAAUCUCGUCUGCCCCGGGAUCAACGUCGCCGGCACCGGCCACUGCCCGCCGGCGCCCGAUCCCCCGCAAGGGCCACACCAAGUCGCGCGCCGGGUGCACUAACUGCAAAAAACGUAAGGUUAAGUGUGACGAGGUGAUCCCGGAGUGCGGGCCGUGCCGGCGUCUCGGCCUGGGGUGCGAAUAUUCGAGGGCGGGCCGCGAUGCUGUAGCAGUGACGAGAGCGGCACCUCCGGCCCCGACCAGAGCGCUGCCAGCGCCCGGCACCUUUAGCAUGGCGGACCUGCGCUUCUUCCAGCACUUUCUCGUCUGCGCGUACCCGCCACUGCCCAUCGGCGGGUGGUCCGUCUGGCAGCUUGUGUCGCAAAUGUCACACGAGCAGCACGACUUUCUGGCGCACGCGAUGCUCGGCCUCGGGGCGUCGCACCUCAGCGUGCUGGGGCCGACAAGAUACGUCCAGGACGCGCUGCAGCACCGCGUCGUCGCCAUCAAGCGCCUCAACGAGUUCCUCGCGCGCGGGCAGCAUUCGGUGUCCGAUGCCGUCGCCGCGUUUGCGGCCAUCCUGGUGCUGACCUACCAGGCGGCGCACAUGCCCGAUGGGCUGUACGACUUUCUCACCAUGAUGCGAGGGUGCUUCCUCGUGGGACCGAUGAUCGGGGAGGAGUUUCGGUCCUCGGUGUUUCAGACGAUUGAGCGCGAGUGGUACGUCGAGCGCGCCGUCGAGCUCGUGACACCGGAGGCGCACCACUUCCACGAACGGGGUCUGGCGGACGGCUUCUGUGCGAGCCUCGAGCAGUUGGGGCGGCUGUUACAGAGCGUCGCCGAGGUGGAGUACCUAGCUCUGAUGCGGCGGAUUGCCUCGUCCGUGGGCGACGACUUGGCCGAGAGCUACCGGCAGCACACCUUCCUGUACGAGAAGCUUGGCCACCUCACGGCCAACGAGUACGCCUCGUUCGUAAACCCGGGUAACCACGUCUCGCGGCUUAUCAUCAUGCACAUGCUGGUGCUGGACUGCAUCAUGGCCGGGCGUCUCGAGGGGAGCGACGAGAAGCGGCGGCCUGUGACGGCGACGCUGCACGACUACGACUCCCGCAACAUCAUGGUCUGCGUCUGGGUUGGGAACAUUUACGCGAACCUGCCGCGGGAGCUGCGGCAGUACGCGGAGUGGCCGGCGCGGUUUGCGCGCGACUUGAUGAACUUGAUUGACGCUGACACGAGCUGCUAG
Molecule: messenger RNA, 1266 nt
Organism: Fusarium redolens
Lineage: Eukaryota; Fungi; Ascomycota; Sordariomycetes; Hypocreales; Nectriaceae
Exons: 4
Coding region: 1-1266 (421 amino acids)
Biological process (GO): regulation of transcription by RNA polymerase II
Molecular function (GO): DNA-binding transcription factor activity, RNA polymerase II-specific; zinc ion binding
Source: RefSeq, a predicted model, not a curated record